AUGGCUGACAGGCCCAGCGACUGCCUCAAGAGCGGAGAAGAUCUGUUGGAGUUUUGGGGUGGGGGACUGCUGGGAAAGUUGGCCGUGCGGCAGAGCGGAGACGCGCGCUCCCCGCGAGUUUCGCCAUCUGAUGUUGUUUUCUUUCCGUUCUCCCCGCAGAGUAACUGCAUCAAGACGUCCAAGUACAACGUGGUCACAUUCCUGCCCAUCAACCUCUUUGAGCAGUUCCAGGAAGUGGCUAACACUUACUUCCUCUUCCUCCUUAUUCUCCAGCUGAUUCCACAGAUAUCCUCCCUUUCGUGGUUCACCACCAUAGUGCCUUUGGUUCUUGUGCUUACCAUCACGGCGGUCAAGGAUGCCACCGACGAUUACUUUCGCCACAAGAGUGACAACCAGGUGAACAAUCGCCAGUCUCAGGUGCUGAUCAAUGGGAUCCUCCGUCAGGAACAAUGGAUGAACGUUCGCGUGGGUGACAUCAUAAAGUUGGAGAACAACCAGUUUGUGGCGGCUGACUUGCUCCUCCUAUCCAGCAGCGAACCUCACGGACUUUGCUACAUCGAAACAGCAGAGCUGGACGGGGAGACCAACAUGAAGGUCCGUCAGGCCAUCCCAGUGACGUCGGAGCUGAGUGACACCAGCAAGCUUGCGCACUUUGAUGGGGAGGUGAUCUGCGAGCCGCCCAACAAUAAGCUGGACAAGUUCAGCGGGACGCUCUACUGGAAGGACAGCAAGCACUCCUUGAGCAACCAGAACAUGCUGCUUCGUGGCUGCGUCCUCCGCAAUACGGAGUGGUGUUUUGGCCUUGUCAUCUUCGCAGGCCCAGACACCAAACUAAUGCAGAACAGCGGCCGCACGAAAUUCAAGAGAACGAGCAUUGACCGCUUGAUGAACACCUUGGUGCUUUGGAUCUUUGGCUUUCUCGUGUGCAUGGGCAUCAUCCUGGCCAUUGGCAACUCCAUCUGGGAGUACGAGGUGGGCGCCUGCUUCCAGAUCUACCUGCCCUGGGACGAGGCGGUCGACAGUGCCUUUUUCUCUGGCUUCCUCUCCUUCUGGUCCUACAUCAUCAUCCUGAACACGGUCGUCCCCAUCUCCCUCUACGUCAGCGUGGAGGUGAUUCGCCUCGGGCACAGCUACUUCAUCAACUGGGAUAAGAAGAUGUAUUGCGUGAAGAGGUGCACGCCGGCCGAGGCCCGGACCACGACCCUCAACGAGGAGCUGGGGCAGGUGGAGUACAUCUUCUCUGACAAGACAGGCACCCUCACCCAGAACAUCAUGGUCUUCAGCAAGUGCUCCGUGAACGGGCGCAGCUACGGUGAUGUCCUGGAUGUUCUGGGUUACAAGGCUGAGCUCGGAGAGGUAGGAGCUGUGGGAGAAUCUCGGCGAUGAGAUGGAU
Podarcis muralis (Common wall lizard) is the source of this 1393-nucleotide messenger RNA. The record is from RefSeq and is a predicted model, not a curated record. Lineage: Eukaryota; Metazoa; Chordata; Lepidosauria; Squamata; Lacertidae.